Culex pipiens pallens (northern house mosquito) is the source of this 2900-nucleotide messenger RNA. Its product is annotated as membrane-bound alkaline phosphatase-like. The transcript is spliced from 3 exons. NCBI's taxonomy places the organism in Eukaryota, Metazoa, Arthropoda, Insecta, Diptera, Culicidae. Gene Ontology annotation, biological process: dephosphorylation. Gene Ontology annotation, molecular function: alkaline phosphatase activity. The record is from RefSeq and is a predicted model, not a curated record. Bases 73 to 2790 code for a protein of 905 amino acids.
GAGGGCGGGCUGGUCAGUUUAUUUUUGAACAUCGGUAGCACUAUACCGGAGGUAUAGUUUAGCUGGUUCAGCAUGAAGACCAUCUUGCUGGUAUUCUGUGUGGUAGUCGGCAUUGCACGUUCGACCGAAACCAGAAGGACGUACGACAAUGACAACCAACAUAAGCGAUCAAACCAGGAUAAAAGUUCUCGCCAAGUGGUCGGUUACGAAGAGAUCGAGACAACGUCGGACUUUUGGCGACAGAAAGCUCAGAGCAUCCUUCAAGGCAAGCUCGCGGAGACGAAGAUCACUACGAACCCGAAGAACGUGAUUUACUUCAUCGGAGAUGGAAUGUCUCCGCAGACGGUGGCAGCUACUCGGGUGUAUCUCGGUAACGAGAACCGGAUGCUGUCAUUCGAGGAGUUCCCGUACAUCGGAACUGCUCGUACGUACUGCGUCAACCGACAGGUUGCGGAUUCUGCCUGUACGGCAACGGCAUACCUGUCCGGAGUGAAGACCAACUACGGUAUGAUCAACGUGGCUGCGGAAGUGCCUCGGUACAAUUGCACCUACAACCGAGAGGAGACUGAGUUCUUGGGAUUGCUCAAGUGGGCCCAGGACAACGAGAUGGCUACCGGAGUGGUGUCGAACGCUCGGAUAACUCAUGCGACACCCGCUGGAACGUAUGCCAGCAUCGCGAAUCGCGACUGGGAAGAUGACUCGUACAUGGCGAGGGACGAGUGUGACACCACCAAGUAUCCGGAUAUUGCGCAGCAGCUGAUCCAUGGGGAGGUUGGAAAGCGAUUUGAUGUCAUUCUUGGUGGAGGACGACGUCACUUUGUACCAGCUGGCUUUAUGGACAACGAGAAUGUUGGUGGUUCUCGUGCUGAUGGAAAGAACCUGAUCAACGAGUGGCUUGAACUCCACGGAACCAGCAGUAAGUACGUGUGGAACAAGACCGAACUCCAAGCGGUUGAUCCGAGCAAGACGGAUCGUUUGCUGGGUCUGUUUGACAGCAGCCACUGUUUGUACAACCUGGAGAUUGACGAGAAAAAGCUGCAGGAUACGAAACCAAAACUGACCGAGAUGGUUGAGGCUGCGAUCAAAUUCCUGAGCAAGCGAGAAUCCGGAUACGUACUGUUCGUAGAGGGAGGCAAGAUCGACAUGGCCCACCACGAGACGCAUCCACGACUGGCGCUUGAGGAGACGGCUGAGUACUCGCGAGCUAUUGAUCUUGCCCGGAAGAUGACCAGCGUGGAGGACACCCUGAUCGUGGUGACGGCGGAUCACAGUCACACCAUGACCUACAACGGAUACACGGCUCAAAGUACGAUCCGAGCGAAGCUCGGCAAAGAGUACAACACCAACAAAGCGAAAAAUGUGAUAUUCUUCAUCGCGGACGGCAUGUCCGUUCCGACGAUCGCCGCCACCCGGAUGUACCUGGGCAACGAGAACAAGAUGCUCUCCUUUGACGAGUUCCCGUAUUCCGCGCUCGCGAAGACCUACUGCCUGGUCGAGCAAGUCCCCGGGUCCGCUUGCACGGCCACGGCGUACCUGUCCGGGGUGAAAACCAACAUCGGACUCAUCAACGUGGCCCCGUUCGUGCCCCGUCACAGCUGUGAGUACAACCGCACCGAGGCGGAGUUUACCGGGCUGCUCAAGUGGGCUCAGGACAGCGGGAUGGCCACCGGAGUUGUGACGACGGCACGGGCGACUCACGCGACACCGGCUGGGGCGUACGCUAGUGUUACUGAGCGGGAUUGGGAGCAUGACGGUAAGGUGCGAGAGCGGGGAUGUGAUCCUACGAGGUAUCCGGACAUUGGGCAGCAGCUGGUGCAUGGGGAGGUCGGGAAGAAUAUCAACGUGGUGCUCGCUGGAGGUCGACGGUUUCUGCUGCCGACCACGGUGAUUGACGAAGAAGGUAAAGCUGGAUCGCGAACGGAUGGUCGUGAUCUGAUCAGCGAGUGGAAGGAACUGCACGGGAGUGACGGCAAGUACGUGUGGAACAAGCGAGAGCUGCUAGCUACGGACACCGGCAAGAUUAAGCACCUGCUAGGGUUAUUCGAGAGUGACCACUGUCUGUACAAUCACGAGAUUGACGAGGGUCGUCUGCAGGACAUGGAGCCCAAGCUGACCGAGAUGGUGGAUUCUGCAAUCAAGAUGUUGAAGGGGGCAAGUGACGCAGGUUACGUGCUGUUUGUCGAGGGGGGUCGAGUGGACAUGGCUCAUCACGAUACGAGGGCGCGGAUGGCGCUGGAGGAGACGGCUGAGUACUCGAGGGCGAUUGAACUCGCGAGGAAAAUGACGAGUGAAGACGAUACGUUGAUUGUGGUGUCGGCUGACCAUAGCCACACGAUGACGUACAAUGGCUAUCCGAAACGCGGCAACGACAUCCUGGGCAUCGCGGACGUCAGCGACCGGGACAACCUCCCGUACACAACGCUCAGCUACGCCAACGGCGAAGGUUACUACAGCACGUACAAGAAGGACAACCUCGCCGAACGGGAGGACAUCAGCGGGUACGACUACACCGACUACCGCACCCAGUACCCGGCGACGGUUCCGCUGUCCUCGGAGACGCACGGCGGCGAGGACGUCACGGUGUACGCCAGCGGACCGAUGGCCCACCUCUUCACCGGAAACAUCGAGCAGAACGUCAUCCCGGAUCUGAUUGCGUACGCGGCGCAGAUCGGUCGGUACAAGGUGGAAAAGGACGACGACGAACCGGGCGCGGGAUCGUCGCUGGCUGUUUGCGUUCAGCUGGCGAUUGCUUGUCUAAUCGCUGCGAUUGCUGGCUGGAUCAAGGUGUAGUCUUAUUUUUAGCUUAAUUUGAAGAGUGUCUGUACGGUGUGUGAAAAUUCCCCCUCCCAAUGGGGUAUUGAAUAAAGAAUCUUGCAAUGUUUUGUUUUGCUUAAUCUGAA